UACAUUAUAACUAUGAAAGGCGCUCAUCUCCUCCUAGCAUAUUCUCUUUUGGUUCUGUCUUCCUCAUUUGCCUAUGCAUCUGAUCCUAGUCCUCUCCAGGACUACUGCGUAGCCAUCAAUGAUGCCAAGGAUGGUGUGUUUGUUAAUGGGAAGUUCUGCAAGGACCCAAAGCUUGCCAAAGCAGAAGACUUCUUCUUUUCAGGGCUUAACAUUCCCAGAAAUACAUCAAAUCCAGUGGGAUCAACCGUGACUCCUGUCAAUGUUGCCCAAAUACCAGGACUUAACACUCUUGGAAUCUCGUUGGUUCGAAUCGACUAUGCACCUAACGAUGGCCUAAACCCCCCUCACACUCACCCCCGUGCCACGGAGAUACUAGUUGUCCUGGAAGGCACACUUUAUGUUGGCUUUGUUACAUCCAACCCAGAUAAUCGUCUCAUCACCAAAAUCCUAUACCCUGGAGAUGUCUUCGUUUUCCCAAUUGGCCUCAUUCACUUCCAGUUCAAUGUGGGGAAAACCAAUGCUGUAGCUUUUGCUGCUUUGAGCAGCCAGAAUCCAGGUGUGAUUACAAUAGCAAAUGCAGUGUUUGGAGCAAAUCCACCCAUUAAUCCUGAUGUUCUUGUCAAGGCCUUCCAGUUGGACAAGAAUGUGGUGAAAAAUCUUCAGUCAAAAUUCUGGUGGGCUAACAAUUAGAGCAUAUUAUUUCAUCAU
Molecule: messenger RNA, 708 nt
Organism: Theobroma cacao (cacao)
Lineage: Eukaryota; Viridiplantae; Streptophyta; Magnoliopsida; Malvales; Malvaceae
Product: germin-like protein subfamily 1 member 13
Molecular function (GO): manganese ion binding
Source: RefSeq, a predicted model, not a curated record